CCGACCCUUGUAAGAACGCAGUCACAUCUAGUGAUUUAGGGAAUAGUCGUUAUCCAUUGUUAUCCAUCGUUAUCAUGGCUAGACAUAGUGUCGCAAUAGACGAAUAGACCUAUAUGUUCAUUUAUAUUUCACGAUAUCUGUUCGGUAUAAGAGGAAUAGGAGCUCGGAAGUGUAAAGAACGUCGCAGAAACGAGAGCCGAGACAAGGCGAAAUCCAAUUGAUCUUAUCUCGCUUCGAUGCCUGCGCUUCGAAGCUUAAACGCUUGAAGACGAUAAAUUGCGGAUAAUCAUUUCGUUUGACUUCUGGAAGAAUUGGAAUCAUGACUGAUUCGUCUUUAAAAGAGAAUAUUGAGACAGUGAUAAAUAAAGAUGAGCAGUACGAGGUAAUAGAUGAAUGCAUGGAAACAGAAACAUCUGAAAUCGUACAAGAUUCACAGGCAGAAAUCACAAUUUCUUCAAAGUCAGAUGGUACUAAACAGGAUCUCAAAACUAGCGCUGAUAAUUUAAAAUCUCAUGAUAAGGAUACAAACAAAUUGAUUCCAAUAAAAAUGGAAUAUGAUAAAGGAUCAAACAACGAUACAGAUUUUACUGCUGAUAUUAGUUUUGAUCAAUUUGAUGGACAAAGGGAGGUAACAGAUGAAGAUGUCCUGAAUCAUUUGGAUGUGAUAGAAAGUAUUGAAUUGGAUCCUGAAACCUUUGGUGUGGAUCAAUGUAUGAAGGAGACUAAUGAAAGUUUUACAAAAGAAAGUGAACAGGAGCAAAAUGAAAAUGAAGUAACAAUAAUCGAAGAAGAAUUUGUAGAGAAAAAGUGGUAUGAAAGAAAGCUUGUAGAAAAAGACACUCUUUUAAGAGAAAGAUUGACAAAGUUAGCUCGAGUGUUAGCAGUUUCUUACCCUUCUUAUGAAAGAUGGUUACAAAGAAUAGAGAAGAUAGAAGGAUCACCUAUAUGUAAAAUAGAUCCAGUUCGACGUUGUUCAUUAAAAAAACCACAUACCAAUCGGUGGAAAUUUCAAUGCAAAAAAAAAUAUAUAUACGAAUCUAUAAAACAAGAGGGCAGCUCAGAUUCUGACAAAAAUUUCAAAACAUUCUGGUAUCUUGAACCAAUGGGAAUAGGGAAUGUUAAUAUUGAUGACACAACUGAGUUUCCAUCUUUUGUGUUAAAUGCUGUCAAGAUAUUUGAAAAUUUUCUUCAAACAACUAUAUCUUCAAAUGAAGAUUCUGAGGAUCUAUCGGACAAUAUGUCCAUAGAUGUUGAUACAAAAAAAGAUGCAGAACAAGAUAGGAAACAACAAUGGUUGUAUUUGUUAGUACGUUGCAAUAGUAAGGAUGAGCUCAUGCUUUUCGCAACUGGAAAAAAUAUCAGUCGCAAUACUAUGGAUCAGUUGAAGCAGACAUAUGAGUUUGGUCUGGGAAAAGAUUGUAAUGUCAAGUCUCUUUAUUGCAAAUCAAUAAACAAACGUGAUGAUAAAAUUGUUACAACAUUCUUAGUGGGAGCAGAAGCUCUAGACGAAAUCGUGGGUAAUCUAAAAGUGCAGCUUGCGCCAAAAACAAACUUUUGGUGUAAUGCUGCCGGUGCAUGGAACGUAGCUAAAACAGUUGCGGAUAUGCUUGCACCCACGCAAAAAAUUACAGUGCUUGAAGUUGGUUGUGGAAUCGGUGUAAUUGGACUUACAUUAGCAUCUAAAUGUCGAGAAGUGAUAGGAAUUGAUUCACCUUCGGAAAUAGAAGAAGCUGAAAUGACGUGCGAAUUGAAUAACAUUUACAACGCAUCAUUCAUAAUGGGAUCUCCAUCCGAAGUUGUAAAUAAACUAAAUUCUGCGCGUGAUUUGCAUAAUAAAAAUCGCGUAACUUAUUGUAUAAUCAACGCGAGCACCAAUAUGGGUAGAGCUAUUGAAGUAAUGACGUGCUUAAGAAAAAUCAAUUCUCUUCGACGUAUCGUAAUGGUCACUACGUUGACAAAACAAUCAGUUCGUGCAAUAUUAGAACUUGCACGGCCUAUAGAAACUGGGCUAGGUCAUCCAUUCAUGCCAAUUCGAGCAUGUGUCGUCGAUACAUUGCCUACUGGACCUCAUUUUGAGGUAGCUAUUCUAAUGGAACGUAGACUCAUGCAUAGGCUCACGCAACCGUGGUUCAUCAAGAUGUUGGAAGAAGAAAGCAAAUCAUUAGCUAAUACUAAGGCUUUAGAGAAAAUAAUCAAUAAUGAUAAAACUGAAGAUGCUGAUCCACGAUUAAGAAAAAAUCCAUUAGCGAAACCUGAACUUGUAGAAAAAACCAAAAUGAUACUCUCGAAAAAGAUAACUAAAGCAGUGAAAAGUGGUUCAGGUUCAGGUUCAAGUUCAGGUUCACCAGACAAAGGUAAAACAAAAUUGAAGCAAGACCAUUCGCCUGAUAUAAUAGAAAUAAAAAAAGUGUCUAAGAAAAUUGAAAAGCCUGGAUUUAAACCAGGACAACAGGAUGUUACAGCUAAGAAAAAGAAUUGGUUUCAUGAAAACUCAGCACUUCGCAUCAAUCCAUUAUUCGAGAAAAAAACAAGAGAGAAUAAAGAACAAGUUGAUUUAAGAGAAAAAUUAUUAAAUAAUCGAAUUGACACAGAUCUAAUACAGAAAGUAAAUGAAAGCCGAGAAAUUCUUGAAGCAGCUAAAGAAAAGUUAAGUGGUCCAUCUCCUACGGUUGACGCAACGACCGCCAAGGAAUUAAAAAAUGUAUUAAGUUUGGUUCUUGAUCAAACCAAUAAACUUCAAACUCAAUUGCCACGUUCAGUGUGGGAUCGUAUUGCGCCACCUGAGCCUGAGCCAAAGACUCAAGUAAAGAAAGAACUCGAUGAUGAUCCUCUUUUAAAAGGUCGAUUUGUGCAAGAAACCCGUGCUCAGGCUAUCGUUAUCACGGCACAAAAUAAAGAAUAUUUAGAAACCAAUGAUACUAAAUCAAAAUUUAAAAAAUAUCACAACUUGGCACCACUUGAACCAGAUAAUGUAAUGCCGGUAUCGAAAAAAUUUAAAGCCGACAAUAUGCCUCAAAAAUCAUUCGAUAACAGAAAUAGACAACAAAACCAAGAUAAUUCUUGGAAUAGGAAUAAAGGUUUUAAUAGAAAUCGUUGGAAUAAUACAGGAUCAGUCAGGAAACCUGCUUCUCCAAUGAAAAAGCAGGAUUUGUCAUUUAGACAUCGAGAACCACCGUCGGAUAGAUUUUCACCAAAACGUCCGUUAUUAUCAUCACCAAGGCGUCAAUGUUCGCCGCCUAGAAGACAUCUUUCACCGAAUAAAUCGUAUCAAGCACGUGACUCUUCGCAUCGAGAAUAUUCUCAAAGACGGCCAGUGUCGCCAGUAAGAUUAAUGGUAUCUCCAUCCGAUGGUAGACAUCAUGUGUCUCCACCUAGACGUUCAUUUUCACCGCUUAACCGAGCAAUGUCUCCGCCAAGGCGAUCUAUGUCAGCUUCAAAUCGGCCAUUGUCGCCUGUGCGACGACAUAUAUCGCCGUCGAGACCACAAUUAUCCCCGCCAAGACGACAAAUGUCACCGAUGGGAUACGAUUCGUCCAUAAGACAGCUAUCUCCAGAAAGGAGACCUAUGUCGCCUAUUGGCAGAAUGAUGUCUCCAUCAAGAUCAAGAGAUAUGAUACCACCGCGCCAUCAGUCAUCUCCCAUGAGAUGCUUUUCACCACAUCGGGUAUCACAUAUACGUGGUGCAUCACCCUCAAGGCGACAACAAUCCCCGCCGAGACGCCAGGGCUCUCCACCCAAUAGAUUUGCGGACGAAUGGGAUAUACCAAGCCGAGGAGCUAUUGAACAGAGCAGCACUUGGCAACGGUCUGUUAACGAAAGACCAGAAAACGUUUGGCGUAACGAGAGGCAAUCAACAACAAGUGAAAACUGGCAGACUUCGUCUGAUAAUGAUAGAUAUCGGAAGUUAAUUAAUCAAGACACAUCCUGGAAUAUCAGAGAUUCUUCGUCUCAUGGAAACUUAUGGAAUGCAAAGCAAUCCACCGCAAAGCCCAAUAUGAAAGAAUCAUGGCAACCUUCGGAUAAUAGAUGGGCUGGUUCAUCUAGAUCGGGAACUAGCGGCGAAAAUUGGAAUCGAGGCAACGAAAGCUUGGGUGGCCGUAACAAGGAAUCUUGGAUGAAUACGAACAAGCCGCGAUGGGAACAAUCGCAAUCUAAUGAUUGGAAUCAAGGAGACAAGGAUGAUUGGAAUGAUCUUCCAGAAGAUGCACGGGAUCCAUGGGGCGAUGAAAGUAAUCUUGAUCUGAAAGAAAGAUGGAUGAACGCUGACAAUCAGAUUGCGUCAACUAGCUGGUCCAGAGAGGUUGAUAAGGGGGAUUCUUGGGCAAAAUCUAAAGACAAUUGGCAAAACAAGCCACAAGCAUUUCCAGCGAAACCAAUGUGUCAAAACAAUAGUAAUCCGAACAUAAACGACUCGCGCUGGUUACCUCUAAAUGAUAUGAAUAAGAAAAUGCCAUCAUCGAAUAAUUGGCAAGGAGGCACCAACGUUGGAGCCAAUAUUGGAACCAAUAUUGGAACUAAUGUUGGAACCAAUGUCGCGUGGCAAUCAUCAAACUAUGGUUUUCAGUCGCAACGAUCUUUUGUACCCAAUUUAUACAAAGAUCGUCGUUAGACAUUAGAUAAGACAUUUUAUGUUACAUAAUAGUUUAGCAACACGUUUUAUCAUUUUAAAAAUAUUUUUGA
Pogonomyrmex barbatus (red harvester ant) is the source of this 4680-nucleotide messenger RNA. RefSeq lists its product as uncharacterized. NCBI's taxonomy places the organism in Eukaryota, Metazoa, Arthropoda, Insecta, Hymenoptera, Formicidae. The record is from RefSeq and is a predicted model, not a curated record. Gene Ontology annotation, biological process: RNA processing. Gene Ontology annotation, molecular function: RNA binding; RNA methyltransferase activity.